Messenger RNA from Humulus lupulus (European hop), 2440 nucleotides. Its product is annotated as serine/threonine protein phosphatase 2A 57 kDa regulatory subunit B' kappa isoform-like. Gene Ontology annotation, molecular function: protein phosphatase regulator activity. Gene Ontology annotation, cellular component: protein phosphatase type 2A complex. NCBI's taxonomy places the organism in Eukaryota, Viridiplantae, Streptophyta, Magnoliopsida, Rosales, Cannabaceae. The record is from RefSeq and is a predicted model, not a curated record. The transcript is spliced from 3 exons. The coding region runs from base 485 to 2014 and encodes 509 amino acids. Gene Ontology annotation, biological process: signal transduction.
AUGUUUUUUUUUUUUUUAAUUUUGGGUUAUGUUAUGUUAUGUUGGUGGAGAGACUGGUAGAACCUGCAAUUCUCAGAAAAUGCCACACCGCUUAUUCUCUUCAAUCGAGGACCUCUUAUUGAUCUUCUUCCAUGGUCUCAAACUAGAUCAAUAUCAGAGCGAAAAAGAGGAACCUUCACACCCAGUUACCCCCAAACACGGCCUUAUUAUUUCUAUCUAAGGAGGCCGAUGCCAUAAUACUACUGUUUUUGGUUUAUUUAAAAGUAAAAGAAAAAAAAAUAAUGCUUCUUUCUCUUUCAAAAAGGAAAAAACAUUAUGGAGUGAGUUUUUGAGGUUAUCAUGAGCUUCUUCUCUUGCCUUUCUCCUUUGCUAAAAGCCUUUUCCUUGUGACUCACUCAUACCCAGUUGCUCAAAAUCAGUGUUUUUGGCCAUUGAUAUAACUGCAAACUCGUUGACCCAGAAAGCAGCAUUGCUAUUCGCUACCAUGCUGAAACAAAUUUUGAGCAAACUCCCUCGCAAGGUACCAAAAUCAGACACUCUAGAUGCUGCAGGGAGUGAUUCAGGCAGCAAUACCAAGUUGGGUAAUGGAUUCCCGUGUACAAUUGGUGGCAGUUCUCUUUCUAGCAAGUUAAGUGUUGUUAAACGAGUGUCUUCUGCAGUAUUCCCUGCAAGUAUUGCAGCUGGAGCAGAGGCAGUGGAACCUCAUUUAUCCUUUAAAGAUGUCUCAAAUCAACAGAAGCAGAGUUUAUUUAUCAGUAAGCUGAACCUCUGCUGCGAGAUCAUUGAUUUCAGUGACACAGCGAAGCAAGAUGUUAAACGGGAAAUAUUGAUAGAACUUGUUGAUUUUGUUAAUUCUGGCUCAGCAAAGUUCACGGAACCAACCAUUUCAGCAAUGUGUAAAAUGUGUGCAGCGAACCUCUUUAGAGUUUUCCCACCUAAGUAUCGCUCUAUCACCGGUGGUGGUGAGACAGAAGAUGAAGAACCAAUGUUUGAUCCUGCUUGGUCUCAUCUACAACUUGUGUAUGAUCUGCUUCUUAGGUUUUUCAACUGUAACUCACUUGACACAAAGGUGGCAAAGAAAUAUGUUGAUCAUUCUUUUAUUUCGAGAUUACUUGACCUAUUUGAUUCUGAGGAUCCAAGAGAAAGAGAUUGUUUGAAAACAAUUCUGCACAGGAUCUAUGGAAAAUUCUUGCUACAUAGACCUUAUAUUCGAAAAGUUGUCAGCAAUAUCAUCUAUCGGUUUGUCUUUGAAACUGAACGGCAUAAUGGAAUUGCUGAGCUGUUGGAGAUUUUUGGCAGUGUAAUUAGUGGCUUUGCAACACCGUUAAAGGAGGAGCACAAAAUUUUUUUGUGGAGGGCUCUUAUUCCUUUACACAAACCAAAGUCAGUGGGUAUUUAUCACCAACAGCUAACAUAUUGUGUUCUACAGUUCAUAGACAAGGAUCAAAAGUUGGCAGGUAAUGUGAUAAAGGGCCUAUUGAAAUACUGGCCGAUAACAAAUAGCCAGAAGGAGUUGAUGUUUUUAGGCGAGUUGGAAGAGAUUUUGGAGGUGAUUAACAUGGUUGAGUUCCAAAAGAUUAUGAUUCCACUAUUUCGAAGAAUAGCUUACUGCCUUAACAGCUCACAUUACCAGGUGGCGGAACGAGCCCACUUGUUGUGGAACAAUGAGAGUGUUCUUAAUCUCAUCACUCAGAAUCGGCAAGCGAUUCUGCCACUUGUCAUCCCAGCUCUAGAGCAGAAUACCCUGAAUCACUGGAACCAAGCAGUGCUGAACUUGACAUUGAAUGUGAAGAAGAUAUUCCGUGAGAUCGAUGAGGAGCUUGUCCUUGCUUGUCAAUGUAAGUUGGAAGAGGAAGGUUCAAGAUUAAAAGCUGCAGCCGAGAAGCGAAGAUUAACAUGGGAAUUGCUUGAAACAGCGGCUGGUCUCCCAUCCCCAGCCCCUCCCCCAGCUACUGCUGGUGCUGGUAACUUUCUAGUUCCUGUAAAGCCUGCUACAUGCUCUGUUGCCUGCUAAUUCAUGUGGAAUAACAGUAUUUGGUAAAGAAAGUCGAUCAAUCAUAAACGUGACCACCGCCAUAGUUGCAGUAUGAGAUGUUGGUUCUUGGAAGAUGUGAGUUUGGGAUGAAAAUUGGGUGUGUAUUAGUGCCUGGAUGUUUUGUUAAAUUGUAUUAGUGAUCCCUCCCCUGCCCUUGAAAUCGCAAGAGGCCCUUUUGCUUGCAAUAUUAUGUUAAUGAACGCCUGUUGUAUAUUUUCCACAAGUGCUGUUUGUCUUUAGCUUACUAUCUACCUUCCAUAAGUUGCAUUUAUACCUCCUUCUAAGAAAAUGUUGAUCUUAGUUCAGAUGUUUUGAAGGCUCUUCUUAUUUUAUUUUUUGUAGAAAGAUGUAUUACAAAUACUGUUGGCUAUAGUUUUCAUAAUUAUGAUGUUUCUUGGCGAGGAA